AUGGCUCAGAUCGAUCUGAUGGAGGUGGCAGAGGCGACCGCUGUGGAGUCCGCGAUUCUAUGGCAGGUGCAAACUAUCCUCGAAGCUCUUCUACCCACCGGCGAGCUCGACGCUUGGCUUCAUGGAGUCGGCCUCGCCGGUGCCAUCGGGGAACUCAAGUCUGAGGUGGAGAGGAUGGAGACGGUGAUUAAUGGUGUCAAGGGGAGGGCGGUCGGGAACAAGCCGCUUGCCCGCUCCCUCGCUCGUGUCAAGGAGCUCAUGUAUGACGCCGACGACGUGGACACGUGGUGGAUGAGCUCGACUCUUGCUGGCUCCAGCAACAGGUCUAAGGAGGUAGCUGCUAUUGAGCAGGAAGGCAUGGUUGGAGAUGGAGCAGAGCAAGUAGAUGCAUCGGCCAAUACUGUUGAUACACAAGUAAGAACAUCAGGCUCUCAUCCUCGAAAGUUGUAUGGAAGGGACACAGAGAAAGACUAUAUCAUGAGGGUGAUCGAAGCUGCUAAGUCAGACAUCAUAACUUUAUUACCAAUUGUGGGCAUUGUAGGAGUUGGGAAGACGGCUUUAGCUAAACUUGUAUACAAUGAUCGACAUGUUAAACACCAAUUCGAGCAUAUAUGGGUUUGGGUGUCCAAUAUCUUUGACGAAGUAAGAGUGAUAAUUGAGAUCUUAGACGUUAUUACCCUAAACAGCCAUGAAGGAUCUCCUCGCACCAAAGAAAGCUAUGAAGGAGUAAGUAACUACACAAAGCUUCAAGAGGUCUUAAAGAAUCAUAUGGCCUGUCAGCCCAAAAAGUUUCUGCUUGUUCUAGAUGAUGUCAAUGACAGCAUGGAUGAUUCCCGAUGGAAAGAUCUGUUGGAUGCUUUGGUUGCACAAAGGCAGUGUUUCUUGUUUUGUUCUAUAUUUCCAAAUGGCUAUUUGUUCCAUAUUGAUGAUUUGGUUUACAUGUGGAUAUCGUCGGGAUUUGUGAAAUCUAUUGAGGUAGGACAAGAUUACCUCAAUGCUCUGGUUAACUCAGGUUUCCUUGAGCAUGUUGAAACAAAAGACUCCAUUCUACACCAUCAAAAGUACUAUGUUAUGUGUGGUAUUAUGCAUGAAUUUGCAAGACUGGUUUCAAGGGCUGAGUUUGCAACUAUGGAUGGUUUAGAGUGCAAAGAAGUUUUGUCAACCGUACGCCAUUUUUCAAUCCUAAUUGAUUCCGUGUACCAUGAAGAUGAAUGUGGGAUCAUACUUCAUAAUGGGAAGUUCGAAGAAAAAUUGAAGAGUAUAAUUUCUUUAGUGAGAGGAUUGAGGACAUUGAUCUUAAUUGGGGAUUAUGACUCUUUAUUCUUCCAGUCCUUCCAAACCUUCAUCUGUAGUUUGGUAAAUUGUGCCCAUCUUCGCUACCUAAAACUUGAGAACAAAUGGAGCAAUGAAGCUUUGCCUAUAUCUCUGAGCAAUUUUUACCAUCUUAAAGUAUUAGAUGCUAGACAACCAGUUAUUAUUGAUGGUAUGAGUGAUCAUGUUAGCAUAAGGAAACUUGUUCUAACGAAGGGAGCAUGCUGUGCUUGCUCCCCAUCAUGGUCUGCUUGCUUGCAGACGAUCCGUCUAGAGGAUCGUAAAGGAUGGGAAAUUCUCCCAUCUCUGGAAAGGCUAUCAUUUCUUACAAAGUUGAAGCUAAGGAAUAUGCUCAGAGUAACAGAAUUGUUAAUUCCUUCGUUGAAGGAGCUGGUCUUGAUUGAUAUGCCAAAGUUGGAAAGAUGUUUUCCCAAUUCAGUGAGGGACCUGAACUCAAGUUUGAGGGUACUGGAGAUCAGGAGAUGCUGGGUACUAAAGGCUUUUCCCCUCUUUGAGAGCUGUGAAAAAUUUGAAAUCGAGAAGUCAUGGUUGCCCAAUGUUAGCGAGCUCACCAUCCAUGGGUGUCUUCGUUUAAUGCGGCUGGGCAUCAUCGUGAGAACUGGUCAGCGGUGCUGUAAGGUGACUGAUUGCAAAGAGAUUGAAGAGGCAUGUCGCGCAGUGACAACGCUAGUGAACAUUCAAGUGAUUCCAACGCUAGUUACUAGGAGGAUGCACGUAGACAUGUCAAAAGUGCAUGAUAGGCCGCACAAGUACACACCUUUCUUUGAUGGCGCAAUAGGCGCUAUCGAUGGGACACACAUCAGGAUCAAUGUUGAUAAGGUGUUCCAUGAUGAUUACAUAAAUAGACACGGUUGGCCUAGCCAAAAUGUGGUUGCAGUUUGUGACUUUGAUGGGUGGGUUACAUUUCUUGGUGUUGGCAUGGCGGGGGCAGUGCAUGAUAUGAGGGUCCUUAGGGAAGCUUGGAUGAAACCCAGGUUCCGGCACCCACCUCUAGAUGUUUGA
Molecule: messenger RNA, 2334 nt
Organism: Miscanthus lutarioriparius
Lineage: Eukaryota; Viridiplantae; Streptophyta; Magnoliopsida; Poales; Poaceae
Source: the annotation of a GenBank genome assembly